AUGUAUAAGGAUGAUGGUGAGUACAAUAAGUCGGAGGAAUUGGGAACAAAGAGAAGAAAAAUAAUCAAGGAUGAUGAGCACAACUUGGAAUUGGUGGCGGCGGAGGAGGAGGACCAAAUCAGUAAGUUGCCACAUGAAGUUGUUGUUAGUAUAGUGUCACUAUUGACCCUAAAGGAAGCGGCAGCUACUAGUAUCCUUUUUAGGCGAUGGCGGUAUGUCUGGGCAUCUACUACGACUCUCAAUUUCGAAGCUGUUAACUUUGAGGACCGCAACACUUUAGACUACUUCUAUCGACUUGAUGAAGAUAUACUGAACCAAGAAGGCCGUAAGUACGUCAAUUGGGUGAAUCGGGUGUUGGAGCAGCAUAGAGGCCAAAGCAUUGAACGUUUCCGGGUUAUCUUUUUUCUAGACAAGGGCUUUACAAGUGACAUUGAUAAAUGGAUUCAAUUUGCAAUGGAAAAGAGAGUUCAAGUACUUCAGUUGGACUUGUUGGCAGAAUGGGUGAAUUACAGUCCACAUGACUAUGCGUUUCCCUACAAACUAUUGGGUUUCAAGUCCCUCAAAGUUAUUCGUUUUCGACAUGUUGCUGUGACCGGGGAACUUGUUGAGUUUUUAUUGUCCAACUGUCCACUUCUUGAGCGAGUAUCUCUAACUAUAGCUCGAGAUUUAACUCAUUUGAGAGUUGUUAGUCCCUCGAUCGCAUUGAAAUAUUUGGAGAUAAAAUAUUGUCAACAACUCGAAAACAUUGAGAUUUCUAACGCAAACAUUGUCUCAUUUGUUUUCUGUGGAUUUUUGGUACCAUUGCAUCUCAAGAAUGUACCGCGGCUUGUUGAGGUAGCCAUUAACAAGUUAGGCAAUUAUUAUAGUGAAUUCAUAAGGUUUGCUUUCAGCCAACUUUCACCCUGUCUUUCUCAUCUAGAGAUUUUGAAGCUGGAUAUCAGAGAAGCGGUGUACAAUCCGAAUCAUGUAUUUCCCAUACUAGCAAAUCUGAAGCAUUUGCAAUUAUUAGUCGAUGCAGACCACUAUUUGUCCCUUGGUCGGUUAGCUUCUUUCAUGAAGGCAGCUCCUUACAUGCGGACACUAAAUUUGGGGUUGGGUAUGGGAACACCCGAUUGGAAGACAGCAAUAAUAGAGAAAGCUACUGCCAAAUGCCCCCAUCACUACCUCAAGGAAGUAGAAAUAUCAGGGUACCGUGGCUACGAAUGUUAUGUUGAACAUGUCAUGUACUUGAAAAUGAAUGUUGUUGCAUUGGAGAAGAUUAUUAUAAAUCCUUUCCGGUUUUGGUGUUGGCCUACUGGAAACGAGAGCAAUGGCCUAGAAGUCAAUGAGGAAGAGGAUGCAAGAGAUCAUGCUAUCCGAUACCUUCAACAAAACUGCCCUCUACCAUACAAUAUGUAUGCCUCUAGCUACAAGUCAGUGAGGAAGAUGAUGCAAAAGCUCAGAUCAUGCUAUUAA
Messenger RNA from Prunus avium (sweet cherry), 1455 nucleotides. NCBI's taxonomy places the organism in Eukaryota, Viridiplantae, Streptophyta, Magnoliopsida, Rosales, Rosaceae. The record is from RefSeq and is a predicted model, not a curated record.